Molecule: messenger RNA, 5420 nt
Organism: Nothoprocta perdicaria
Lineage: Eukaryota; Metazoa; Chordata; Aves; Tinamiformes; Tinamidae
Gene: GPATCH8
Product: G-patch domain containing 8
Exons: 7
Coding region: 190-4389 (1399 amino acids)
Cellular component (GO): nucleus
Source: RefSeq, a predicted model, not a curated record
GGAAAUCACUUUGAUCAGUAUGAAGAAGGGCACCUGGAGAUUGAGCAGGCAUCUCUAGACAAGCCUAUAGAAUCGGAUAAUAUUGGACACCGCUUACUCCAGAAACAUGGGUGGAAGCUGGGCCAGGGAUUGGGCAAGUCACUGCAGGGGAGGACGGACCCCAUCCCUAUCGUCGUCAAGUACGAUGUCAUGGGCAUGGGCCGCAUGGAGAUGGAGCUCGACUACGCUGAAGAUGCCACCGAGCGGAGGCGAGUGCUGGAGGUGGAGAAGGAAGACACCGAGGAGCUGAGGCAGAAGUACAAGGAUUAUGUGGAUAAAGAAAAGGCGAUYGCCAAGGCUUUGGAGGACCUCAGAGCAAACUUCUACUGCGAGCUCUGUGACAAGCAGUAUCAGAAGCACCAGGAGUUUGACAACCACAUCAACUCCUAUGAUCACGCUCACAAGCAGAGGUUGAAGGAUCUGAAGCAGCGGGAAUUCGCUCGCAACGUCUCCUCGAGGUCGCGCAAGGAUGAAAGGAAGCAGGAGAAGGCGCUGCGGCGGCUGCACGAGCUGGCCGAGCAGCGGAGGCAGCCCGAGUGCGCUCCCGGCAGCGGACCCAUGUUCAGAACCACCACGGUGGCGGUGGAUGAGGAAGCCGGGGACGACGACGAUUCUGCAGCCAACAGCGGUUCCUUCGUGCAGGUCUCUGGCCCAGCCGCCGACGUGACCGUGGACAGAGGUUUCCUGCACGCUGGACAAGUCGGUGGCACUGUUACGCCAAACCAGCUGCCCGUGCAGACAACGCAAGCCAUCAGUUUUGGCAUUAAGAAUACCUUGGGAACUCCACUGCAAAAGAUCGGAGUGUCCUUUUCGUUUGCCAAGAAGACUCCAGUGAAGCUCGAGACCAUCGCGUCUGUUUUCAAGGACCACGUGGAGGAGUCAAGUUCUGCAGAUGGAACAAAAGCUGAUGAGAGAGGGUCGGAUUCUGGGGGUCUGCAGAAGCCUGGGGAGGGCGAGAGCACCACCAGUUCUGAUGGCAAAGCGGAGGAGGACGAGCAGCACGACAAGGACGGUGGCUCUUUAGCCACCACGUUAUCUAAACUAAAGAAGAUGAGACGAGAAGACGGACCAAUGGCGGUCGAACCAGAAUAUUAUCAUUAUAUUCCCCCGGCCCACUGCAAAGUAAAGCCUAAUUUUCAAUUCCUGCUUUUCAUGAAGUCUACGGAACAAAUGGAAGCUGAAAAUGUGAACAAAAAAACUGCACAUGAAACGAAAAAUUCCCCGAAAGCCAAGCCAGGCAAGCACCCGGAGAAGGCUGCCGAGAGCACGGUGCAGCAGAAGGAGCAGAGCGCUAACGAAGCGAGYGCUCAGCCCAGCAAGCCAGAGCCAAAGGAAGACCCCGAACACGCGGGCGUGCAGGAGAGCAAGCUGCUUACGGAGAGCAGUCUCCCGGAGCCAGAUGCUGCUAGAGAAGUCACUCAGCCUGUCCCAAGCUGUAAAGAUGUCACCGAAGGACCAAAGCAUCCGACAGGACCUUUUUUUCCAGUUCUGAGCAAAGAUGAGAGCACUACUCUGCAGUGGCCUUCAGAACUUCUCAUAUUUACCAAAGCAGAGCCGUCUGUUUCGUACAGUUGCAAUCCUUUAUAUUUUGAUUUCAAGCUCUCUCGCAACAAAGAUGCUAAAGCUAAAGGGGCAGAGAAGUCUAAGGAUCCAGGGGGUCUUUGUAGAGAAAACGYGCAGGCUCCCGAAUCGAGUGACGUGAGCCAACCCAAGGAGGGCGAGGACAUGGCUAACAGCUCUGCUCUGAAGAUGGAAAACAAAGCUCUGUCUUCGUGCAGCUCGCAKUUCAGGCAGGAGUCCGAUUUGGCCAACGUCGGUAAAGCGGAGGGAGAGGACGGUAGUAAAAACGUGGCCAGUAAGAGCAAAUCUGAGAAAUCCCAUAAACACAAGAAGAAAAAGAAGCACAAAAAGUCCGGCAGACACAAACGCAAACACAAGGAGGAGGCUGAAGAGAAGAGCCGAAAAGUUGACCCAGGGGAAGAGAAGCCCAAGAAGCGGAAAAGACACAAACACAGGAAGGGCAAAUCCUCCCUGUGCGCCGAGUCUGAACGGGCACUCAAAGCGGAGCUGCCCGAAGCCUGCGGCCGUUUCCAGAAGCGGCGGCGCUGCGCCCCRGAGCCGCAGCGGAAAUCCCUGUGUGCCGAGGAGGGAGGCAGCGGGAAGAAGGAGGAGGGCGGCGCCUCCUGCCAGGAGCACGGCGGGAAGAAGCACAAGGGCGACGCGCAGCAGCCGGCGCCYGCCUCGCGGAGACGCUGCUCUGCCCCCGGCCUCGGCCGCAGGGCCCGGCAGAGCAGCGGGGACGGCGACAGCGACGAGGGCGCCCGCGGGCAGCGCUGCCGGCAGCAGUCGCUCUCGCAGGACAGCGAUGACUACGACUCCGGCAGCGAGCCCUCCCGGAGCCGCUCAAGGUCGGCCCGUGCGAAUUCCUCCCAAAGGUCCUACUCGAGCAGUUCGGACGCGUCCUCGGAGCACAGCAGGUACAGCCGGCGGCGGAGCUACUCCGAUGACAGCUACAGCGAUUACAGCGAGCGGUCGCGGUGCCAUUCCAAGAGAUCCCACGACUCGGAUGACGACUCCGACUACGACAGAUCGAAGCGUCGCAAAUACUCCUCUUCCGAAGACGACUACAGCUCGAGCAGGAGUCGCUCGAGGAGUCGAAGCAGGAGCCGAACCCACCCUCGAGGAAGGUCAAGGACGAGGAGUCGGGGAAGGACACGGAGCAGCAGCUGCAGCCGCAGCCGGAGCAAGCGGAGAAGCCGAAGCGUAACUGGCCGCAGCUGGAAACGGAGCCGCAGCUACAGCAGAGACCGCAGCCGGAGCACGAGGAGCCACUCGCAGAGAUCCCUCUCCAGGAAGGGCUCCCGAGGCCACGAGAGUCCAGAAGAGAGGAGGUCUGGGAGAAGAGACUUCAUCCGGUCCAAAAUCUAUCGCUCGCAGUCUCCCCACUAUUUCAGAACGGGCCGAAGCGAAGGAUCUGUGAAGAAGGAGGAUGGCAAAGGAGAGGAUCUGAAAGGCUCUGGCUCUCUGUCCCAAAACAGCAGCAGUUCUGGCACGGGGAGGGCCUCAGAAAGUGACUGCAGUCCAGAAGAGAGGAACUCGGUUACUGCAAAACUUCUCCUAGAGAAGGUUCAGUCCAGGAAGGUUGAGAAGAAGCCAUGCGUCGCUGAGGAGGUGCUAGCAGASGCCAACAAGGUGGGCAUAAAGCUCAAGGAUCCACCACAGGGGUACUUUGGCCCCAAGCUGCCUCCUUCCUUAGGCAACAAACCGGUUCUCCCCUUAAUUGGGAAGUUGCCGACCAUUCGGAAACCUAACGCAAAAAGAUACGAAGAGUCGGGCCUAGAGCGGGGCGAGGAACAGGAGCUGUCCGACUCCGAGAACRCUUCCCAGGGAACCGAGGAGACGCAGCUGGGCAGCCAGGCCCUCCUGGAGGAAGUGGCGAUGGUCGUCCCGGACAAAGGUGCGGAGGAGCAGAAACGGGAGGAAGCUGCCGAGGAGCGGCCCUCCGUGCCGCUGGAGGCCCCGGCGCUGCCCGAGUGCUUUGCUGCGGGGGAACUGGUGAUGCCUCCCAGCUUCCUGUCGGAUCGGAGCGACGGCGACGCCCUGGAGCCCAUGGACGGCGGCAGCCAGCCCGGCCCGGGGGAGGGCGGCCUCCUGCCCCUCGUUGCUGACGUGGAGCACUUCGGUGGCUACGUGCCCCCGAGCGGCGAGCCGGGCCUCGACGGGGAGCGCGACGGGGAGGACGCGUCCCUGGCGCCGCUCGAGAGCCAGCCCAUCACCUUCACGCCCGAGGAGAUGGAGAAGUACAGCAAGCUGCAGCAGGCCGCGCAGCAGCACAUCCAGCAGCAGCUCCUCGCCAAGCAGGUCAAGGCCUUCCCCGCGUCGGCGGCGCUGGCGCCCGCGGCGCCCGCCCUGCAGCCCAUCCACAUCCAGCAGCCGGCGGCGGCGGCCACGUCCAUCACGACGGUGCAGCACGCCAUCCUGCAGCACCACGCGGCCGCCGCCGCCGCCGCCAUCGGCAUCCACCCGCACCCGCACCCCCAGCCCCUCGCCCARGUCCACCACAUCCCCCAGCCCCACCUGACGCCCAUCUCCCUGUCCCACUUGACCCACUCGAUUAUCCCGGGGCAUCCCGCGACGUUUCUAGCCAGCCACCCCAUCCACAUCAUUCCGGCCUCCGCCAUCCACCCGGGGCCCUUCACUUUCCAUCCCGUUCCGCACGCUCUUUAUCCAACCCUCCUCGCCCCGAGACCRGCCGCCGCCGCGGCCGCCACCGCCUUGCACCUUCACCCCUUGCUGCACCCCAUUUUCUCAGGUCAGGACUUGCAGCAUCCACCGAGUCACGGCACAUGAAGGACAACCACAGUUACCUUGGAGGAAGGAGAAGUAUUUUGCGUUUGGGCUGGAGCUGAGCCGGCUGGCGGGUGAGGCCGCACGAUUUUGUUCAGUGCUUAGCAGGCGGGCAGGGCUCGAGGGCCGCGGCGCAGCGGGCGGCGGGUCGCUCUGCGCCUCGGGUUCAUCCCCCGCCAGGGAUCCUCGCGGUUCCCAGCGCCUCCGCGCACGUGCAGCACUGGACCAUAGGCGAAUCAUCUCACACGUCGGCAGGAGGGACACUUGGAAAGGCUUUUUUAUCCUCCCCCCUUGGAUUCUUCUAGUUAACGAUCUUCCUUCUGCUGCCUGGUGUAGGCUAAGUGGUAUUUCAUACACACUAAUAGGUCUCUCAAAUGCUUUUAAUGAGGUCAUCUAGUUACAAUAGUCAGCAUGACUGAAUCCUGCUUGUAACUGGCGAUAAAACACGCAGUAACUGACAGCUGGGGGUCCUGGCAGGGACCUCUCCCGGCACCCUAACGCUGUAAACUUAGAUUUCAUUCCCCUAUUAACAAAAGCAGCGCCGGUGAAAGCAGGACGUUACUUUAAAGCGGAAGGGAGCGGGAGAGCUGCGCGCGCGCUGAGCGCCUGCCCAUCCUGCGCCGAGGUCCCUGUCCCGCACAGAGGUGCCGGCGGCUCCGCGGAGCCUCCCGCCGCUCCCGAGGGAAACGGAGGCUCUGGCCUCCAGCUAGGGAGGGCUCGUGAAGGAGGCGCCCCGGGGAGCAUGACAGGAAAACAUCCCUUUACGAACCGAAGCAAUACAGAGGCCUGGGGAGAGUAACCGGAGUAUGUCGAGUGUGUUCUUUCCUCUGUAAUACUGAUGGUUUCCUUAUUAAUUUAUAGGAUUUUUUUAAUGUAAAGAAUUGCACUGAACUCUGUAAACAAAGAUGCUGCUUUUUGUAGCUCAUAUGAAAAAGGUUACAUUUGUAGUAUACUGCAAUAAUAUUUUUUACGGCCCGUUCCUUUAGUGGUACUUGUUCUGGUGGCUUUUGUGUAAAUAUGUUUGCUGUAGGUGA